AUGAUUGGCUGUGGCGCUUGUGAACCCGAAGUAAAGAUGGCGGGCGGGCAGGCAGCCGCCGCACUGCCCACUUGGAAGAUGGCGGCGCGCCGCAGCCUCAGCGCCCGCGGCCGGGGGGUCCUGCAGGCAGCGGCGGGCCGGCUGCUGCCGCUGCUACUGCUGAGCUGCUGCUGCGGCGCGGGCGGCUGCGCAGCAGCGGGCGAGAACGAGGAGACGGUGAUCAUCGGGUUGCGGCUGGAGGACACGAACGACGUGUCGUUCAUGGAAGGGGGGGCGCUGCGGGUGAGCGAGCGGACCCGGGUCAAGCUGCGGGUGUACGGGCAGAACAUCAACAACGAGACGUGGUCCCGCAUCGCCUUCACGGAGCAUGAGCGACGGCGCCACAGCCCGGGCGAGCGCGGGCUAGGGGGCCCCGCGCCGCCAGAGCCGGACAGCGGCCCCCAGCGCUGCGGCAUCCGCACCUCAGAUAUCAUCAUCUUGCCCCACAUCAUUCUCAACCGCCGUACAUCGGGCAUCAUUGAGAUCGAGAUCAAACCGCUGCGCAAGAUGGAGAAGAGCAAGUCCUAUUACCUGUGCACAUCGCUCUCUACACCAGCCCUGGGCGCCGGCGGCCCGGGGUCCGCGGGUGGCGCCGUCGGGGGCAAGGGCGGCUCCGGGGUGGCCGGGCUCCCGCCGCCCCCGUGGGCCGAGACCACCUGGAUUUAUCACGACGGCGAGGACACCAAGAUGAUUGUGGGCGAGGAGAAGAAGUUCCUGCUGCCCUUCUGGCUGCAGGUGAUCUUCAUUUCGCUGCUUCUGUGCCUGUCGGGCAUGUUCAGCGGCCUCAACCUGGGGCUGAUGGCCCUGGACCCGAUGGAGCUGCGCAUCGUGCAGAACUGCGGCACGGAGAAGGAGAAGAAUUAUGCCAAGCGCAUCGAGCCCGUGCGCAGGCAGGGAAACUACCUGCUGUGCUCGCUGCUGCUGGGCAACGUGCUGGUCAACACCACGCUCACCAUCCUGCUCGACGACAUCGCCGGCUCAGGCCUCGUGGCGGUGGUGGUCUCCACCAUCGGCAUCGUCAUCUUCGGGGAAAUCGUGCCCCAGGCUAUCUGCUCCCGGCACGGCCUGGCUGUAGGGGCCAACACCAUCUUCCUCACCAAGUUUUUCAUGAUGAUGACCUUCCCCGCUUCUUACCCGGUUAGCAAGCUGCUGGACUGCGUCCUGGGCCAGGAGAUAGGCACUGUCUAUAACCGGGAAAAACUGCUGGAGAUGCUCCGGGUCACCGACCCCUACAACGACCUCGUUAAGGAGGAGCUGAACAUCAUCCAAGGGGCGCUGGAGCUCCGCACCAAGACAGUGGAGGACGUGAUGACUCCGCUCCGGGACUGCUUCAUGAUCACCGGCGAAGCCAUUCUGGACUUCAACACCAUGUCGGAGAUCAUGGAGAGCGGCUACACCCGUAUUCCGGUAUUUGAGGGGGAGCGCUCCAACAUCGUGGACCUCCUCUUUGUCAAAGACUUGGCCUUCGUGGAUCCAGAUGACUGUACUCCCCUGAAAACCAUCACUAAAUUUUAUAACCACCCCUUGCACUUUGUUUUCAAUGACACCAAGUUGGACGCUAUGCUGGAAGAAUUUAAGAAAGGUAAAUCUCACCUGGCUAUCGUGCAGCGAGUGAACAAUGAGGGAGAAGGGGACCCAUUUUAUGAAGUUCUGGGAAUCGUCACAUUAGAAGACGUGAUUGAGGAAAUCAUCAAAUCUGAGAUUCUAGAUGAAACAGAUUUAUACACUGAUAACAGAACGAAAAAGAAAGUGGCCCAUCGGGAAAGAAAGCAAGACUUUUCUGCCUUUAAACAGACAGACAGCGAGAUGAAGGUGAAAAUAUCACCCCAGCUUCUCCUGGCCAUGCACCGUUUCCUAGCAACAGAAGUAGAAGCAUUUAGCCCAUCCCAGAUGUCAGAGAAGAUCCUUCUAAGGCUGCUAAAGCACCCCAAUGUCAUCCAGGAACUGAAGUAUGAUGAGAAGAACAAGAAAGCCCCAGAAUACUACCUCUACCAGCGAAACAAACCUGUAGACUACUUCGUUCUCAUUUUGCAGGGGAAAGUGGAAGUAGAAGCUGGGAAGGAAGGCAUGAAAUUCGAAGCCAGUGCUUUCUCCUACUACGGCGUGAUGGCUCUCACGGCCUCUCCAGUUCCUUUGUCCCUGUCUCGUACCUUUGUUGUCAGCAGAACAGAGUUGUUAGCAGCAGGUUCUCCAGGUGAAAACAAGUCACCUCCUCGCCCCUGUGGCUUGAACCACUCAGACUCUCUGAGCCGAAGUGACCGGAUUGACGCGGUGACACCAACACUGGGGAGCAGCAAUAACCAGCUCAACUCUUCGUUCCUUCAAGUCUACAUCCCUGACUACUCAGUGCGAGCCCUUUCUGACCUUCAGUUUGUGAAGAUCUCAAGACAGCAAUACCAAAAUGCCUUGAUGGCAUCCCGGAUGGACAAAACUCCUCAGUCUUCAGACAGUGAAAACACUAAAAUUGAAUUGACUCUUACGGAGCUGCACGAUGGGUUGCCAGACGAGACUGCCAACCUGCUCAAUGAACAGAACUGUGUGACACACAACAAGGCCAACCACAGCCUGCACAGCGAAGGGGCCAUCUAGGGCGCCCCCCGCCGACCCUCACCCCCCACUCCCAAGGCCCCAGGCCAGCUGACCGUGAAUCCCAUUAGUGUGAGCUUGUGUGCCAUGCUGCAUCCUGCAACAUCCUGAGACCAAAGACUUUGUCCCCUUCCCGGAAGCAGCGGCAGAGGAUGGCGAGGGCAGGAGCAGAAACUAGAGGUGUGACAUCAGCAGCUAGGGCAUGGCAUUCGAGAUUUUGGAGAUGAACUUCUUCCACCCAAAUAGAAUCAUGUUUAUUUUUUCAGUUGUACCUUUUAUCUUUAUUCACUCUCCUCCUUCCUCAAUCUGCAUGAAGUUGAAAAUUGUUGCGGUUUAUUUUUAUUUUUAUUUUUCCAAGAGAUCAUGUUUUUAAACAGUGUCUUUUGCAGAGUUUUACGUUGUUUUGUGUGAACUCUGCCGUGACUCCAUGACGUGACCCGAACCGAAUGGACUCGCUCCUCCUCCCUCGGCCUGCGCGGCCCUCCUCGGGCGGGGCGCGCCUCCUCCGUGCCCAGCGGGUGUCGCUGUGGAACUUGAAGGAUGAAUGAAGAAAACUGCGGUUGCAGACCUGCCAGGUCUGUCCCACUGUGGGGCGGAGGCUGCGCGGGGCCUGCAGUCGCCUCCGUGAGCUCAGUGUUGUUUUAAGUUAAUGUUUAACCGUGUCCCUUUCCCUCAGAAAGGUUUAACAUUUGCUUGGAAUGUGAUUUUUUGCUCCUACUCUAAGGAAUUUUUAUCACCAAAAUGAAUGUUAAUGAAUUUGAAGCCCAUGGUUUAUCAUUGGCAAGAGGCAAGGUGACUUCAUGGCGCCAUUCCUCCAGCCUGGAUUCUCCGGCCCAGCCAGGCCGCCUCCCCAGCCCAGCGCCCCAGCCUCCAGAGCGCCGCCACCCGCCUCCCCGUCCUUGCUCUCGUUAACCCAGGAUGCUGCUACACAGAUGCCAAAUGGAAAUCUUCCAGAGGGCCUUUGAGUAACCGCGCGGUGUGGAGUCGAAGCUCCUCCCCUUCCCACCGCGAUGACGUUAAUUGUCCGGAAAGGAGCUGGGCUGCCCGCGGCGCGCUGGGCUCUGUGCCCAGAAGGCGUUGCCAGACCCAGGUGUUUAAAGGAGGGAACUCUGGGGACGACGGGCCCCCGCCCCUCCUCCUCCUCCUCCUCCCAGGGAGCCCCCUGUCCCUCUUCCCCUCUGUCCCUGGGCUCCUGGGGCCGAGCGGUGGCUGUGGUCCUCGCUCGAGGACCUCUGUGCCUCCCGCCUCAGAUGCGGCCCACGCCGGAGAGGCUGCCUGUCCAGCCCCGGGUCGGUUUGGCCCCAAACAGGGAUUCAGAAACCAAAUGUGUGUCGUGGCCGUUUCGUGUGUGUCUCCGCCUUACUUUAAUACCAAAUUCAUCACGUGCAGUGAAAUUAAUGUCAGGAGGUACUUCUUGAGGGACCGAGUUCUUACCGAUCUUAUCUGUUUUAAGUGUUAGCCCAAGGGAUAGCGCGUUCUGUCGGCGACGCUCGCGCGUCCGCGGUCACGCGUGGAGGAUUGCUACUCCACGCUGCCUCUAGUCGCUGGGUCUCCUGGUCGAAGGGAAGCCCCAGGCCAAGCGACAGUUUCCUUCUCCCUCCUCAAGGUAGGAACGUGUCCCUCAGCCUGGGCUCUGGGCCGAGGGGAGCUGUGGCUGGGGAGUCACCGGCAACAUGGAAAGCGGUUCGGUGGCUCCAGUGUCCCAGGCACGUUUACCACAGUAUUUCCUCCGGGGUGUCCCCGUCCUGGAGGGUCUUCCUCGUCAGGUGCCACGCCCCUUAGGGUCACAGGGGCGCCCCCUACGCUGCUGCUGGCACCCACCCUGCCGCGAGCCCCCGCAGCUCUGUAGCUUAAUGUUAGUGGGACCCCGGCCCACGAGUAUCCCCUUUUAUAAACAGAUCCGCCCAAGUUAAAAGGUCCCAGUUUCUAAGACGCAUCGAGCUGAGCACAAGCCCCGUGUGGCAUGGGAACUGGGACUGUCCCCAGUGUGCGCAGAGACGAGCGUUCCCCCUAAGGAAGCGAACCCUGGGUCUUGCAAGGGGACUGCCCUCCGCCCCCCGCCCCAACAAGCACACCGCUGCUCCGGGCCUGGACAGCGCUGGCCUUCCUGGUGGUUUGGUGGAGCCCGGCCUGCCACGCCGUGCCUCCUCGGACUUGCAGGAUCUCUGCCCCCCUCAGCCUCUCCCUGCCGAUCUGUUUGUCCACACGUGGCCUGUCUCAGGGUGCCUUGCUUCUGGAAGGAGCUUCUAGAAUCAGCGUUAAUGUGUUGGGUCUUUGUCAGAGCCCCGCCAUUCCUUUAUGAAGUCCUAAAGCUCUGUGAGAGGCGGGGAUUGCAGCUGCUGGCUCCUUGACUUCUCACCACGAUCAUACCUGCCACGCUACCUGCUCAGCGUGGCGGCUUUUAGGGACAUCCGUGGAGCAGUGCUGGCCGGGACGGCUUUGCCGUGCGGGCUCCUACUCCAAGAGGAUGAAAUUUUAGCCUCCCGAGAUUGUUUUCUCCACACCACUCUUUACCUUGGAUUAUUCAUAUUUUAUAACAACGGGGAAUCGAAAAUAAUUCCCAGCUGUAGUUACAUCUGCUUUGGGGAAAGCUCAAGACCCUUCGGAUCACACUCAUCGUCUUGAGUGGUCAGAUUCUUCUCCCAGGCCCUACUUUCCCUCUGGAAACUACCCGCAGGCUGUUGAAGGAGAAACACUGGCUCGUGGCUUCACCGGGCAGCACGAUGAUUCUGGCUUAGAAGUUCUAUGCAGUUAGAUGUCUAUGAAGGGGAGUCCGCGGAGAAAGACCCUCAAACGUUUGAGAUCUCUAUGUGCAGCGGCCGGGUCUUAGACCUGCACCGUGCCUAGAUCCUCCUCCCCUGGGGCUGCUGGCUUUGUGAGUGUGGCGGGGAGUGGGCUGUGGCACAGACCAGGUGCUGGGGUCUUGAAUGCUGCGGGAGCCCUCGUUGUCAGACCCCACGCCUGUCUGCGGUGGCUUCCAGCCCUGGCUCUGUGGGACCAGACAGGGCCGCCUCCUGCUUCUGGCCACUCUAGCGUCCCAGAGGUUCCACCUGAAACUGGAUCCCUAGUAGCCAGAUGUUCCCAGGACAGUCUGCUUUGUCUUUAUAAAUGAGAAGGUUUUGUUUUUUGGGUUUUGUUUUUUUUUUUCCUACUGCCCUACAGGUUCUUUCCCUUUAUUUCUCUCUGUUCUGUAUUCAUCAGGCGAGCCCAAAAUCAUAUAUUUAAACUUUUAGGAAAACAGACCGGUAAGAUGUGUAUGUACGGCGGACAUUGGGGUGCUAGUCAACUAGUUUAAGUCUUGGUUCUUAUAUGAUUUGCAUUUCAAAGGGCACACCACUUAACUCUGUUCUACCCUCCCUCCUCACUUCACUUAGGGAAGAGAUCGGUGCCCAUGCUGACAUGAUUGGCUUCCCCAUGUGGGAGGAAGUGGGGCACCUCGCCAUUUUCUAAUGUUAUUUUAAGGAACUUCUGUGCAAAGGUUGAAUGCAGAACUCCACAUGAAUAUGGAACAUUAACUGUGAAUAGAUCUACCUGUGCUCUCCCCAGUACCAUCUGACUAAAGGACCAGCUUUUCCAAGUCUAGGAAAAUAGUGGUAGACACAAGUAGAACUGCAUUACUAGGAAUGGAAGUAAUAGGAAUUUGGGCUAAGCAGGGACCAUGAACUUCUGCCCUCACAUUCUCUCAGGUUGAGGAGAAGACCCUGGCCGAUUGAGCCUUUGUCCUGGCUGGUCAGAAAUAAGAAGAAACCCCAACCCUCUCAUCUUCUGAAAAGCAGCCAGUAGCGAUCUGUAGCUCUCUUUGCCUGUCCUGGGCCAGGAUCCCAAGACUCCUCCAGGGUUCGCCAGGGGUGAUCCCCAGCGAAGAUCCCCAGCGAAAGACUCACCCAGGCUGGGGCAGGAAGGAUGCUUAACAAAGAAGUAGCUGCCAGGGAGGGUUGGCUUGGCACCCACCACAUGACCCAAGUUCUCCGAUGGCAUGAGCAACAGGAACAACUCCCCUAUCGCUUUUGACCCCAGAGACAAGUUUUUCUUGCAGGGGGGUGAUUGAGCUGGCAAUUCAGGGUGUGGAGGCUUCUGGGGCGCCAGUGCGGUAUCUGAGGACACAGUUUCUGGGUUGGGUUUGGUUCCACUCUAGGCUCUGGGCUAGUGGUGCUUCUGUGCAGCAAGGAAGGACCUUUGUGUGAGUUGUAGAUUGAUCCAGAGUUAGGAGGGAUUUAGAGAAUUAAGUAUGAAAGUGGUUUGGGGUGAUUCAGAAACUUUCUGAUGUAAAUUUAUCAAUGAGCAACCUACUCAGUGGAUUUUUAUAUCUCAGGGCCAUUUACAGAUCUUUAUCUUUUCAUAUUUCUUUUGUAUUCAAAUGGGCUGAUAAAGAGAGAUGAGUUCAGAGAACUCUAAGAUGAGGUUCAUUUGCCUCCAUUUGAGGGUGAGUGGUGCACCCUUGCCAAGCUUGCUGAGGUCACUGUCCCUCAAGGCUGUGGCAGUGGGCCUUUUUCCUCUAACACUUGCAUCCUUCCUGCAGUGAAUGCCUACUUGCUGGUUUUCCUUCUGCCCUGUGUGAAGGGUCCAGAGUCCCUGGUCAGCCCGAGGGACGGAAGGAGGUGAUGGCAGUUCACAGCAACUGCAGAACUUGGAGCAGCUUCCCUCCCGCCAUCUUGGCCUGGGGACUGUCUUGGCUUCUUAGCCCUUUGCGGUUGGCUCAGCACAAGUAAGCUUUCUGUGUGUGCCAGAGCCACUGACCUCCUUUCACUAGAAUUGUUGUAAAUAUCUUUUGAUGGGAAAUACCAGGCUGUACUUGAAGCGACAUAGAAACAAAGGUUCUAGUAGCAAGAGAGUCAAGUUCUAGGAAUUUGUAUACCAAGGUUUUUAUGUACACAGCUCCAACACGUACUAGGAGAAAGACUUGAGUUAGUAUAUGUGUCUUUGAGUUUGAAUACCCACUUAAUGUUGAGUUUAAACAUGAACUGGAAAAAUGGCUUGCCUCUCCUGGCAGGGUAUCUUCUGGCAUUUGCCCACAUCUGACCAACACGGAUUCAUCUGGGAAGGGAUUCCUUUGGGGCCAGAUUCUUGUUCAGGUUCACCUUGGAGAGAAUUAUUACAUAGACCUGGUGGGACUUGGGUGCCUUCCCUUUUUGUUGGAAGCCCAGGCCCCUUGGUAUACAUAGCUGGUCUCAGGCUCCCACAGCAGAAGGGAAGGAAUAAGGCCUCAGGACUUUUAUUCCCCAGAGAGCCCCAGCCUACCUUCUGAUUCGUUAGUCCCCGUGUCUGAAGUCUGCUGUGAAGGUGGAGUGUAUCAGUCCAUUAACUUCUCUUAUUUCUGGAGUCUUUUAAAUCUACAAAUGUAUAUGCUUUAUUUUAUAUUAUUAUUUAUUAUGUACAUAUGCCUCUACUGUUAGUACAUUGUGACUAAGAUGAGAUAUUUUCUAGAGCCCCUCAUCCGUGGAGCCUAGGGUUCUCUGGUCCCUUAAAUAAGUGCCUGAGAAGGCAGUGGUUUUCUUUUUUUGUCAUAAAGAGGUUGCUGCUCUUACGUCGACCCUAGCAUCCCUGCCCCCCCUUCUUUUUGGGGCCCACCACUAUUCCUGAUGGGCUAGUGUUUGGGAUGAGGAGGGAGGCUGGUCUCCUGUGUUAUGGCAGGGCUCUCAAGUACCUCCGUGAAAUACUUUAGAGGUUGUUUCCUGGUGAUGGGGUCUAACUGCUGUGAUGAGACCAGAGCCUUCUUCCUCAUUCCCACCCUCCCAGGCCAGGUUGGCAAACUGACCCCACAACAGCGAUGGCCUCUAAAUUCCCACCUUGGAUUGCAGAAUCCAUCUCUCUGUACCAUGGAAGCUGCCUCCCCAUCUGGGCUUCUAAUAGGCCUUUUCAUGGUUUUGAGGCCCAAUGCCCACAUUGCGUUGGCCCUGAAAUAAGACCCUGCUUUGUGUCUGAUUUUCAUCCUCUUCGGCCUUGACUGUGUCAUAGUGUACAAUUUCAUGCUUCGCAGCAGUGAAGUUUUCCGAACACAGUGUUCAGAGCUGUGUACAUAAACCUAAAGAAGCACAGAUGACAUGUACAGGUUUCCUGAGCUGAUUGUCAUAAUGAAUGCAUUUUAUAAUUCAAACGAUGUUGUAGAUUUACAGUCUCUCCUAUUUAUUUUGUACCAAUUUAUUUGUAAAUUUUGUGAUUGUUUUAAAAGGUUUUUGUUCAUUUCUAUUAUUCUAUUUAGAUAAAGGAUGAUUUUCUGUUCACCCUUCCGGCGGAUGUUGUGUUCCCUUCCCCCUCCAUCUAUACGCCACCGCCCUCGGUGCCCUUGCCCAGUAGCACGGCUGUCCCGGUGAGAAUGCUGGUCUUGUCUGUCAGUAUGGCAACACAACAGGGCAUUUCUCUGGCCACACACCACAGUCUUCUGUGACCAGAGAGGGAUGCUAGCACCGGGCCUCCACCUCUGCCAUGGAGUCUGGUACCACCAGUUCCAGGGGGGUGUUCUCCUUGGCAAGGAGGAUGGUCCCGUCGGAGCAUUUUAGUUAAGGACCCUGAGGGCAUCCACUCAAAUUGUCCCACACUUGCCACUCAGUCCCUAACAGCACACAGGUGAGCUGGGCAAACGUCCAAGCUGUUUUUUCCUAGGCAAGACCAGAGGCCUCGUGCAAGGCUCUCCGCUGGCUCUUGAAGAGAUCGGCUCCGGAGGUCCUCUGCUCUGCGAAGCUUAGGAGAAACGUGUGGUGGCGGCACAGGUGGUUCACUCUCAAGUCAAAAACAUCGGGCCUGAGCGUUGGUGAGUCGUGUCCAGAUGCUCUUGAGGCUGCAGCGGGCAUCCCCCUUCCCUGAGAACCCAGUGUUGGGGCCCCCGUCCUCUUCUAUCACCACUGCCUUCGAGAGUCUUCUGGGUUCCUUCUUACCUGCAUCACUCAGGUGCUGCCAGACCCUGCAGAUCUUCUGGUGGAGCUUCCCAGCCCCUGGGCGAUUUAUCUCCAGAUCACGUCUUUCUGGAAUCCUUUUUCCCUCCACUCUGUCUCUAUUUUAAAUUCACAGAGGCUCGUGCUCUUAGGGACUGGUCCCUUAUGAUCCCCACGGUUAAACCAUGGUUUAACCAUGAUACACUUGCCUGUGGAUGGAGACAGCUCAGUGAAGAACUGCUGGCGAGACUGGCUUUGAGACACACCGCCCUCCCCAGUCGUUACCCCGCGUUUCUUCAAAGUAGAAUGGGGUAGAUCUAUAUUCCAGUGAAGUGUUACCUUCUUGGGAGCCUGUCUGCUUUCCUUAGAAGCAGAGAAGAAAACAGCAAGCAGGGCCAGGGAAGGAAUUCUCUGUCCAACACAUCAAGUCCCAGCUAGCUAUUUUGUUGUUUUUCCUGCCUUACUCACUUUGUCUAGAUGAGUCCUGAGUUCAAAUCAGGAAAUUCCCCAAGAAAAGUAGAGGUGAUUUUUCCUGCUGCGAUUUUCCUAAGCUUUGUCUCUGUAUCCGUGGGGUGCCCAUGUGUCCGUUUGUCAUGAAGCUUUAUCAUGAAGAAAAGCUCUGGGGUUCCUAUUUUAUACAACAAACUGUGCUCCCAGCACUUCCUGUAGACUCAGCACUUCUGAGGACACAAAAUGACCGGCCAGAGGAUCUUGUAGAAAAAAAUGACUGGGACGAACUGAAUGACCUUUUCAUAACCUGGAGUUGAAUCCUGAAAACUUUUUAUACUUUAGGAAAGUAAUACAAAUUAAUAGCAAUAAUUCUUUAGUAGAGCCAAAGACAUUGAAUUAGAUGGCUAAUAAGCUCCUGGGGUUUUUUUGUAAAGCUGUUUCAUCCUUUUCCCUCCAAGAUCCUCACAUCUGCGCUCAGACUGUCACAUCCCAAAACAAAGGAAUGGUUUAUGGGGCCCUUUCUCUGACAUUCUAGUGGCAUGCCAUCUCCCCCAGUGGGGGACUCUAAGGCCUAAGGAUACAAGGAGGAAGUUGUGGGAGUUCUUCGUCAGAGUGCUUUUCCUGCUGGGAGAGUCGGGAUUGUGAAGUGCUCAAACAGUAGGCCAACGCAGGACGGGAAUGUUUAGACUGAGCCAGCUUCCUUACUACAGUUCUGCUACAUCAUUGACUUGAG
Messenger RNA from Zalophus californianus (California sea lion), 10677 nucleotides. It is a transcript of the gene CNNM2, whose product is annotated as cyclin and CBS domain divalent metal cation transport mediator 2. Lineage: Eukaryota; Metazoa; Chordata; Mammalia; Carnivora; Otariidae. Gene Ontology annotation, cellular component: plasma membrane. Gene Ontology annotation, biological process: magnesium ion homeostasis; transport. The record is from RefSeq and is a predicted model, not a curated record. The transcript is spliced from 8 exons. Gene Ontology annotation, molecular function: magnesium ion transmembrane transporter activity. The coding region runs from base 1 to 2628 and encodes 875 amino acids.